ACGGCUGCAGCUGCAGUUUUGACAGCGCGAGAUCUGCGCGCUAGCAGUGCAGGGAGUUUAUAUGUUUAUAUAAAUGAGAUUUAAAGAUAUUUUGCUCCGGUGAUCGCGCUGACAGCACCGCCAUCAACCCGCUGACGGUUCGCGACGCGAUGUUUGACGCGCAGUGGCUGCUGAAACUAAAGGCUGAUGUGUGAUUUGCGCCCCGUUCCUGUCCGCCAACAUGGUAGACAUGGAGAAGCACUACUGUCCCCCGUCCCCAUUGGACGACUCCGUGUUGGACAGUCCCUUGUGCAGGGACUUCAUCGGUGGAAUGGAAGAUUUGCAGGACAUCUCUAAAUCCAUCGAUGAAGACGCACUCAGCAGCUUCGAAGUGACAGAGAACCAUUCGUCAGGUCUGGGCUCGGGAUCGGAGAGCUCCACCGUGUUAGAUGCUCUGACACCAGCGUCGAGCCCGUCGUCAGGCGUGUAUGGUGGCCCAGCGGGACAGGAAGAGUUCACCUCCACCUCACUGAAUCUGGAGUGCAGGGUGUGCUCGGACCGUGCGUCAGGAUACCACUACGGCGUUCACGCUUGUGAAGGAUGCAAGGGUUUCUUCCGUCGGACAAUUCGUCUCAAACUGGAGUACGAUAAGUGUGUACGGCGCUGUAAGAUCCAAAAGAAGAACCGAAACAAGUGCCAAUACUGUCGCUUUCAGAAGUGCCUCUCUGUGGGAAUGUCUCACAACGCCAUCCGCUUUGGGCGAAUGCCACAGUCGGAGAAGCUGAGGUUGAAGGCAGAGUUCCUGACAGGAGAUCGAGAGGUGAAGGACCCGCAGGCGGCCGAUCAGAAAACUCUAGCCAAGCAGAUCUACGAGGCGUAUCUGAAGAACUUCAACAUGAACAAAUCCAAAGCACGAACCAUCCUGACGGGCAAGACCAACACGCCGCCUUUUGUCAUCCACGACAUGGAGACGCUGCAGUUGGCCGAACAGACGUUUGUGGCGAAGAUGGUGGGCACUUCCGGAGGACUGUUGAAUAAAGACGCUGAGGUUCGAAUUUUCCACUGCUGCCAGUGCACGUCAGUGGAGACAGUCACCGAACUGACGGAAUUCGCCAAGUCCGUGCCAGGAUUCUCAAAUCUGGACCUGAAUGACCAGGUAACAUUAUUAAAGUAUGGCGUUCAUGAGGCGUUCUUUGCCAUGUUGGCAUCUUGCAUGAAUAAAGACGGUCUGCUGGUCGCAUACGGUAGCGGUUUCAUCACCAGGGAGUUUCUGAAGAGUUUACGGCGACCGUUUAGUGACAUGAUGGAGCCCAAGUUUCAGUUUGCGAUGAAGUUUAAUUCCCUCGAACUGGAUGAUAGUGAUCUCGCACUGUUUGUCGCUGCCAUCAUCUGUUGUGGAGAUCGGCCAGGGCUGGUGAACGUCCCGCACAUUGAACGGAUGCAGGAGAGCAUCGUUAACAUACUUCAGCAACAUCUUAAGAGCAACCAUCCCGAUAAUGACUUCCUGUUUCCUAAACUCCUACAGAAACUAGUAGACCUACGGCAACUGGUUACGGAGCACGCUCACUUAAUACAGGAAAUCAAGAAUACGGAAGACACAUUGCUGCAUCCCUUGUUGCAAGAAAUUUACAGAGACAUGUACUGAGUCGAGUUUGGCAAUCCGAGGCUCUCGAAUGGAAUGUAGACCAUGAACGGUUCUUUACUCUAGUUGAUUUCUGGAAAAGUAUGGAAAAGGACAUCUUUGGAGAGGGUCGUUGCUCUCCGGUGCCCUCCAAACUGAUCACUUUUAAGGGGCUUCACGUAAAAACCACUAUUCCCAGGAUUUGGUGGGAUUCUGGACAAUACAUGGACUUAAAAGCUCUUCAAACAUUAUUGUUGAGUUAAGCAAAUGGCGGUUUCCGUGUUUGUUGGUUUAAAGAGCAAACCAAGACAAUGCCAAUUGAAACUGGACAUGGUUUUACAAACUUUUUUUUGUUUUGGAGAUUUUUUAAAACUGCUUACUGGCUUGUUUAGGCCUGAAACUGUGAAUAUAAACCAUAAAAUCCACCUGAUUCAUAUAGCAACAUUGUUUUUUGUAUUGACACAUAGUAAAUUUUAAUAGCAAGACCACCCAAGUGACUUUCCUACCGUAACUAGUGAAACGGACCGUUUUGUAAUGCAACAGGAAUUAAAACAAUUUCAAGCUUAACGCUAUCAAGUGUCUGGGUAAACAAAAACAAAGAAAUUGUAUUUACGUUUUUUUCAAAUGGUUUCUAGCACUUGUAUUUGAACAAUUUAUGCAAAUAUUUGCCAUUGUUUUCUUCUACCAUAAACUUGGAAUCCUGUUAUUUGAAUAGCUCUCUAGUAAAUCUCAUACGUUGUAAACCUAACCAGGCAUGACAAGUUUCCAGUGUCAAGUAAAUUUUAUGUCCACACUGAAAGAGGAAAUGCUGCCUGAUACGAUAAAAUCACAGUGAAAUUUAUGCAUGACGUAAUAAAAUCACAGAGAAAAUGCUGCAUGAUGCGUUAAAAUCACAGUAAAAUUUAUGCGUGACAUGAUAAAAUCCUAGUGAAAAUGAUGCGACGCAAUAAAAUUACAGCGGAAAUGCUGCGUGACGCAAUAAAAUUACAGUAAAAAUGAUGCAUGACGCGAUAAAAUCAAAGGGAAAAUGAUGCAUGACGCGAUAAAAUCACAGCGAAAACGAUGCAUGACAUGAUAAAAUCACAGCUAAAACAAUGUAUGAUGUGAUAAAAUCACAGCGAAAAUGAUGAAUGCCAUGAUAAAAUCAAAUUGAAAACGAUGCAUGACGCGAUAAAAUCAAAGCGAAAAUGAUGCAUGCCGUGAUCAAAUCGAAGCGAAAAAGGCUGCGUGACGCGAUAAAAUCAUCAGAAAUUAUGCGAGAUGCGAUAAAAUCACAGCGAUAAUGCUGCGUGAUGCGAUAAAAUCAUCAGAAAUUAUGCGAGAUGCGAAAAAGUCAAAAGAAAUUAUGCGAGAUGCGAUAAAAUCACAGCGAUAAUGCUGCGUGAUGCGAUAAAAUCAUCAGAAAUUAUGCAAGAUGCGAUAAAAUCACAGCGUUUAAUGCUUCGUGACGUGAUAAAAUCAUCAGAAAUGAUACGAGAUGCGAUAAAAUCACAGCGAUAAUGCUAUGUUAUGCGAUAAAAUCACAGCGAUAAUGCUGCGUGAUGCGAUAAAAUCAUCAGAAAUUAUGUGAGAUGCGAUAAAAUCACAGCGAUAAUGCUGCGUGAUGCGAUAAAAUCAUCAGAAAUUAUGUGAGAUGCGAUAAAAUCACAGAGUUAAUGCUAUGUGAUGCAAUAAAAUCAUGCGAGAUGCGAUAAAAUCACAGCGAUAAUGCUGCGUGAUGCGAUAAAAUCAUCAGAAAUUAUGCGAGAUGCGAUAAAAUCACAGCGAUAAUGCUGCGUGACACGAUAAAAUCAUCAGAAACUAUGCUAUAAUUUAUCAGAAAUUAUGUGAGAUGCGAUAAAAUCACAGAUAUAAUGCUGCGUGAUGCGAUAAAAUCAAAGCGGAAGUGCUGUCUGACGUGAUAAAAUUACAGUGGAAGUGCUGCAUGAUGUUAUAAAAUCACAGCGAAAACAAUGCAUGAUGCGAUAAAAAUCUAAGCGAAAAUGCUGCAUGAUGCAAUAAAACCAUAAGAAAUUAUCCGUGAUGUGAUAAAAUCACAGCGAAAAUGCUGCGUGAUGGGAUACAGUCAAAGUGGAAAUGCUGUAUGACGCAAUAAAAUCACCGCAAAAAUGCUGCGUGACGCGAUAAAAUCGUAAACGAUGCGAGAUGCGAUAAAAUCAGCGUAAAUGCUGCAUGAUGUGAAAAAAAUCACAGUUGAAAUGCUGCAUAAUGCGAUAAAACCACAGCAAAAAGUACUAUGUGGAGUGUGAUUUUAGCCAAUGAGAUUUCACCGUAGGCGGGGCUACACAGAACAACGCAACCAAGCGAGCAGCAAAAUAUUGCAUUAUGUUGUAGCUGGUUAUGACAAAAACUCAAAUUAACUUGGAAGAGAGAAUCGAUCGCUUGUUGCUUAAUUGCGUCAUGUCUGGUUAGGACACGUAUUAGCAUCCUGGACAUCUCGACUGUGUUAGCAUAUGCCAGUGCAACUUUCAAACACAAAACACAGUCCCCGCAGUCAACACUACAUAUAGAAGUACACACAGAAAUCUAGCAAUAAAAGGGCUAAAUUAUGCAAAGAAAUAAUGAUGAACCAUAUUAACAAGUUACAGCAUUAGCACUGCAAGUAGUGUCGGCGCUAAGUCUAUUUUUGCUGCACACGCUGAAAUAAACAGCUUCUAUGAAGCCUAUUUCUUAGACAUUUUCUUGUUUAUAAAUCUUAUGAAUUAGACUUCAUUACAAUCAAGUUUGAAAUAGUUCUCGAAAGCCCACACCUGAAACCCACUCGAAAAAUACAGAUUUUCCCUGAAAACCGCAGUGCCUCCUCAUGUCUGCAUAGUGAACUACAUAUCUGCCUUCAACAACGAGGGUUUGUAACGUUGCUUUCAAACGGGUACAUUUUCAAACUGUACUUUCCUUUACAAACCAGACAGAGAAGCUAAUAGUUUACAGUAUGUCAGUGUAGUACCGUUGUUUGUACAUGGAAACUUAACUUGCAGUUAUCUAUGUUAAAAACAAAUGCAAAAGCUCUAGUAUAUAGGCACCCAUAUAUGUACAAGAACAUUUAGUUUUCCAUGGGUCACGAGCUAUCCGUCCCGAACUAUUACGAGUAAUAACAGAUUAUCGUCACUCUUAACUUAAAAAAAAAAAAAUGCUCAAAUCUUUAGCUACCUUCAAUGCAAGAAAAGUCCGAAAAACAUUUGGUCACUACUCUGGGCGUUCACACUGACAAGGAUUAUAGUUUAGAAAAUUUCACUCGUUUUUCUAUUUCAUUUUUUUAUUUAGAUUUUUAGUUUCAGUUUAGUUUUAGUUUUAAUUAUUCGGAAAUAGUUUUUAUUUUUCUUGUAUCUUUCGAAAUUGACGAGUUUUAUUUGAGUUUUUAUUUCGUUUCAGUGUUUUCAUUUUAAUCCCUAACAACACAGCAUUAUAAAUUGUCAAAAUUAGUUUUGCAGACUUUCAUCAGAAAAUGCAACAAGCCAACUGUGGUUGGUUGUUUUACAGGUUAAUCAGAUGGCUGUUUUCGUACUAAAAAAUCGAAGACUUUCUUGAGUUUUCAUUCGUAUCUUAGUGCACAUUUAUAGUGUCAGUUUGGUUUUCGCACUUACGCAAACUCCGUUUUAUUUUUAAGUUAACAAAAAUAUUUUUUCACUGCUAGUUGUCUUUGCAAUACUUUUCACUAACGAUAAUAGCUUUGACAUGCAUUUUAAAUCACUGAAGGUCGCCGUGUCACUGUACUGUUGGUUGCUGGUAGGUACUGUAUCUUCUCGACUAGUUGACGAACUUUGUUUCGCCACUAGUGGUCGCUAUUGCUCAUUUUGCUCAAAUUGCUUACUGUAGUGGAAAAUGAAUGACUUAAAGACGUUUUGUCACUACAAAUCUCACUGUCCGUGUGAACGCCCCUUAAUAUGCAAACGAUGCCAACUUUAUCAGAUCUUGGCCCACAUUUUCUGCAAAGGGGUUUUAAUGCACUUAAACUGUAAAAUGUUUGAUUUUAACUGGAAACGAUAGAGCGUUGUAACUCUGUAAAUAGCGGAUGCUUGCUGUGAUGGUCCAGUGCUGUAACGGCUUAGGUAUUAUGCAUUGCGCAAGAUUAUGACUAUGUUGUUAAUAAAUUGCAUCUUUUAUACUUUAUUAAUAUAUAGAAGGUAUUGUGAAAUUAAUGAGUUGAAUGCAGUGCAAUGAACAGUAAAUAUGGAGAACCAGCAACCCAGUAGCAGCUUGAUUUGUCAUCUUAAGACACUUGCAUGGAAAUUUAUGUAAUAAUAACCACAUUCCUUUUUGAUUCCCGCAGCGUGGAGGACCUGUACAACUCUUAAAUGGAGUGUGUUGAGCUUUCCCUCAAUUUUUAUUUAUCUUUUUAGUUAUUAGCUAGCAAAAGGUAAUAACUUACUCCGCCUCUGAAACAACUUUCAUUUUCGGCUGAUGUCAUCAAGCACUCUUAUUUUUUAAACCCUCCCAUCCAACCACCUGUCAUAUAUAGAGACCACUUUCCACAUCCAAUCAAUUCCUGAUGGAUAAAAUCAAGUACUGUCCUACAUUUUUGACAUUUGUUUGGUGUUUCAGGUCCUCAGUUGAUGUACUGUACAUCAGGUCUCAGGAACAAGAAUGGCGAUACUAAUGUACAUAUUGACAGUGCAGAUUAUCUAUACUGCCAAAUGACACAAGUCAAGCCAAAUAGUUUGUAAAUCCUGCCAGAUUUUCUCUAUAUCUCUCCAUUUUAAUGUGCACUCCGGAGUCGUAACACACUACCGGGACAUUUUUGAAAAUUAGUAAAUGCAGUAAAAUCACGUUUAGUGUGCAUCGUUUAAUUCUUGCGUUCUUGUUAGCUUUGUGUUGUCCAGAAAUUAUUUUCAAAUCAGUUUAUAUGCUUAUGAUAAUGCUCAAUGAUUUAAUUGUUGUUUGAUGUAUAAAUAUGUCUGUUUUAAAAUGAAAUGAAUCCAUCAGAAAGCUU
Molecule: messenger RNA, 6527 nt
Organism: Myxocyprinus asiaticus (Chinese sucker)
Lineage: Eukaryota; Metazoa; Chordata; Actinopteri; Cypriniformes; Catostomidae
Gene: pparab
Product: peroxisome proliferator-activated receptor alpha b
Exons: 8
Coding region: 221-1624 (467 amino acids)
Biological process (GO): negative regulation of inflammatory response; negative regulation of transcription by RNA polymerase II; hormone-mediated signaling pathway
Cellular component (GO): nucleus
Molecular function (GO): zinc ion binding; RNA polymerase II cis-regulatory region sequence-specific DNA binding; nuclear receptor activity
Source: RefSeq, a predicted model, not a curated record